Messenger RNA from Leopardus geoffroyi (Geoffroy's cat), 10443 nucleotides. RefSeq names its product neurite extension and migration factor (gene NEXMIF). The coding region runs from base 184 to 4728 and encodes 1514 amino acids. The transcript has 4 exons. The record is from RefSeq and is a predicted model, not a curated record. Gene Ontology annotation, cellular component: nucleus. Gene Ontology annotation, biological process: negative regulation of neuron migration; negative regulation of cell adhesion mediated by integrin; negative regulation of cell-matrix adhesion. Lineage: Eukaryota; Metazoa; Chordata; Mammalia; Carnivora; Felidae.
CAGCGGCGGCGGCGACGGCGGCGACUAGAGCAGCUGCGGCGACAGCGACAGCCCUGCCUUGACUGCGACCGCGCUAGUUCCAGCGCCCGCUGCCUGAGCCCGCCAGCGACUUGCGCCUCUUCAGGCGGCCUGUGAGGUUGGACAGCAUUUGGACUUGGAAUGAAAAAAUAAGAGGUUACAUUCAUGGAUAACCAACAAGAUAAGGCUGUUGUUGCCUCAGCCAAUGGAGAAAACACUCUGAUUAAUGGGGUCAAAGAAAAUGAUUCAGAGGACCAAGAUGUGGCAAUGAAGUCAUUUGCAGCUCUAGAAGCUGCUGCACCAAUCCAGCCUAUACCAGUGGUUCAAAAAGAGACCCUAAUGUAUCCCAGGGGUCUCCUGCCUCUGCCUUCUAAGAAACCCUGUAUGCAGAGCCCCCCAUCUCCUUUGGGCCUAAUUGAAGCACCUGAGCAUGCUGCUAAUAGUGCUUCUGUGAAUGCCAUCUCCCUUACAUCUGGUGUUACAAAAGGCCUGCAUACAUGGUCACUGCCCAGUGAAUGUGAGAAAGCUCCAUUUGCCAUAAUGGAGCCUGCAGGCAUGUCAGCUCUGAAUGGGGACUGCCUCAUGCAGCCAAGUCGGACUUGUUUGGGCUGCUUCAUGGAAUCAAAGGAUGCAGUAGAUCCUGAGCCAGGGAUCAGUCUGAAAGUUGGUGAUCUAAAUAAGGAUUAUGAAACCUGUGCAGUCUCUGAUAUAGGGAUUCAGUGUAUUAAUGCCGGAGAAAGCAUGAAAUAUGGAGAGCAGCUGCUUUCAGACCAGCUCCUAGGCUUCCCCCUGCACAAAUCAAGGGCAGGGGAAAAACGAGAAGCUGAGAAAUCUGACAUCGACUUGGAGGAUCCAGCUCAGAAAAGUUAUUAUGAGGCAUUACUGUUAGACAAGUGUAAUACAGAAGAGGCUUUGCUGGCAAAUUCCAAUCAAGAUUGGGGUUACUUUGAGACUUUCAUUAGUGAGAGUAAGAUUGAACUGCUUGACCUCUGUUCCAAAAAUGAGCUGUCCGUCAACUUAUUCUCAGAAGAAGAUGUGGAUAACUACAUGUUCGAUGAUGAUGAGUCAACACUGGGCAGUGAUGUCUGUUCCUUGAAAAUUCGAUAUGAGUCCUUCCAGGACAAUGUUCGAGACAAGACCACCCUUCUAAUGCAGGAGGAUGCCCAAUUCAACUUUUUUCCCAGUGUCUUUACUACUUGCCCCAAACGGGAGUCUAAGAGUGGGGUUUUGAAGCAGAACAGCGAUCUUUCCCAAUUCAAGGUUCCUGAUGUGAACAUCAUCUGGGGGGAGGAGGAUAAAAACUUGGACAAGAAGAAAGGCAAAGAAGAGGGACAGGAAGACAAGGGUGUAGAGAAAAAAGAUGAAAAGGAUAAUGGAGAAAAAUUUGCCUUAAAUAAACCAUGCAGCGGGACUGAAGUAGGGCAAUUUAAGAAUCCAAAGCAGGGUCAUCUUGCUAAUUCCUUGGAGGCAUCAGGGAAUUUCAGUGAUGACAGUUCCUUCAUUGAGGUCUCUUAUGAUGCCAUGGGGGAGAUCAAGGACUGUAGCCGCUAUAUGGCUCGGGACACUAAUUCUGGCAACUCCUCCUCCCAGCAGAACUAUGGUCUACGAGCCAAGAGAAAAGUCAGGUACAGUGAAGAUUAUCUAUAUGACGUUGAUUCACUAGAGGGUGAAAGAGUAAAUGAGAGGAAGGAAUGGUUGCCAGGUGGUUCCAAAGAGGAAGAUGAUGAUGAAUGGUGUCCCAAAAAGAGAAGAAAAGUAACCCGUAAGGAGCCCCCUGUUAUUAUCAAAUAUAUCAUCAUCAAUCGCUUUAAAGGUGAGAAGAACAUGCUGGUGAAAUUGGGUAGGGUAGAUUCCAGUGAGACAACAGUGAAUUUGAGUGAAAAUCAGCUCAACAAAUAUGCCAAGCUUGCCCCCUUGAAGGGCUUCUGGCAAAAGAAGAAAAAACAGAGAAAUAGCAACAUUGACUCCAACAAGACACCCUUAUGCCAAAAACAAAACUUUGAACCAGGUAGCUUUGAGGUGUCAUUCCUGCCACCUGCUCGCAAACGAAAAUCUAAACUUGGCAACAGGCACAGGAUUCAAAGAAUCCCAUCUGUGGAAACUUCAGCAAGUGGUAAGCAAAUUUCAUUCUGCAGUGAUCAGAGGCAAGCUUGUACUCGUAAAGAAGAUGGAGCCAUGAAAGGUACACUAAAGUCAGCACCUCUGGCUCUCCCCAGCUGUGCAAAUGGAUCACAUCUAAAUGACAUUACAGGCCCUGACUCAGUGAAAGUAAAAGCCCAAGAUGCAGGAUUUAAGGGGCCAGAGAGGAAAGUGCUCAACAAAAUCAAAUUUAAAAGUGAAGCCAGGUUAAAAUCCAAGAAAAUCAAAGCUGGUCAAGAAAGCAAGUCAGUUGUUCAAAUGAGCCCUCUUUUGGAAGAUCAAUCAUCUACACCUAAUUUAAAGAAUGAAGUUAUUCCUGGGACUUCAAACAGUUCUCAUCUAUCUGAAUUUCAUGAGGCAAAGGUUGCCAAGAAUUCUACUUUCUUACCAACCACCUGCUCUUCUGAAAUGCCUCUAUCAUCUGCUAAUGUUGCCACCAGUAUACCUGUUAUCCCUGGAGGGUAUCUGCAGACAUUGUUAGAUGCUUCUGACUUGUCAAAUAAUACUGGUAUAUCAUACUUUGCUCACCAUUCUCCAGAGCAAAAUGAAAGCAGCCUCACUCAAACAGAAAAAUCAUUUGUGCCUCUUCAGCCUGCCCAGGACUGUGUGCUUUCCUCACCCUCUGAGUCUGAGCUACAGCAGUCAUCCCAAAACUUCAAAAUGGAAUCAAACAACUAUGGAAAUGUGUGGCCCAACAAACCUACUUCUGGCCCCCAGGAAUUCAUGGCUGAAGUCUCAAGGGAGAUAGCUCCAACACAAUCUAAUGAAUUUGGAGUCUCCCAAGUAGUCUCCAUGGAAAAUAACCUCACAUCUACAACAUACAAUCGAAUCUGCCUCAGUAGUGGUGGCAGUAAUUGCAACAAGGUCCUAUAUGCCUCUGUACAAGACACUCAGCUCCCAUCUGAUGACUCUUAUCAAUUAUGUCACUUUAAUAAUGGAGAGAUAUGCUUUCCUUUCCAGCAGGGCCCAGCCAAUAUGGAUGAUGAUCGGCUCUUUAGCUUUGAUUCAAUGGCCCAACUCUCUGUCAACUCAAGCAAUUAUUGUUCCUUAAGCUUGAAGUCCUGUGAAAAGGAUGGUGAUGAUGAUAUUACUGAUGACUUCCUGGCCCAUUGCAGCCCCAAGCUGGUUAUCCAACAGAGCAUUGAUGAGAUAACACCAUUAAAGGAGUCCACUGACCUCCUGGAUAUCUCCAACUUCACUCCUGACAAAUUCCGCCACUCUUCUCUGUCAGAAGUGUCCCCACCUGACACCCCCAGUCUUUCCCCUCAAAUUACCAGAUGUGAGAGUAUUAAGACACUAGGAACACUGAAGGGGUUUCAAGAGGGUGUCCCAGGACCAUUGGGCAACAUGGAGAAAAUCAAGUGGGACUGCAGUACCCUUUCACGGCAGGUCCAAGUGGAUGAUGGAUUUACUUUAAAUAACCAUCAGUUUCAGUUCCAUAUGUUCAAUGAUGAGGAUUCUGUCAGUCUUCUCCAAAAAACCCCUUGCUUAUCAGCAUUUAAUGAUCCAUCUGGUCAAAUGAGUACUAACAACAAAGUGUCAAAAUCAAGAAAGAAAAGUUCACCCAGCAAGAGUGGGGCUCUGAACCAAAGCUCUUCUCAGAAAAACACCAGGAAAAAAUCUCUCAAAGCCAACAACAAAGGAAUUGAAAAGCCACCUGGCAAAACCUCCCGCCAGGCCCCUAAGUCAGCAAAGAAAGGGAAAUACAUGGCUGCAAUCAAUGGAGAGAAAAUGCAAGUUGGCAUUGGCCGUGGAGGAGGCCAAAUCAACAACAUAUCCUCCACAGGAAAGACAUUGACCGAAUGUAUCCAACACGGUGGCCCUGUGGCCUCUAUGAAGAUGCCAAGUCAAAAGGGACUUUCUGGAGAUUGGGCUCUGGGGAAGGAGAGUAACCCAGGAUGGAGCGACAUGAACAUGAGCACGAACACCAAUAGCCUCCUUGAUGAUGACCAACGGGAAUUUCAAGAGCCUUCCUAUAUCUUGUCUAACAUUGCCUCUGGUAUGGCAGAUGUGCAGAGGUUCAUGAUGGCCUCCAUAGAGCCCCUUUGGGAACCCAUGGAACACCAUGGAGACCCCAACAUAUUCUACUCCCCUGAGUCCAAUAGUCUAAAAUUAAAAACCCUUAAAAUAUUGGCUGGGACACCACAGGAAUCUAAGAAAAAGGUCAACAGUGGGUCCCCAGGAGGCACUAAGAAUCACAGGUCCAUCAAGGGUGUGAGUAAAAGCAAUGGGAAAGCAACAAUAGGUGAUCCUGGUCGUGCAAACAUGCAUGGUUAUGAGGACUCUCGCUCUGCCUUCUUUGAUAAAAAGUGUAAUAACCUGAGCACUUUAGGCAAUAAUGGACCGACACACAAAAAGUUAUAUCGUCACAAAUCCAGCUCCAAGGCCCUGAGAGAUGAGAAGUGUAAGGGAAAGUGCGUGGAGCGAGAACAGGUCCACAAGGAUGAGGCUGGGACAGCUUCUUUUGAAAAACUGAGGGAUUCCGACUACAAUCUCCUAAAAGCAGAAACAGCAUUUUGGGUUUUACCUGUGUUUGAAGAAGAAACUCACAUUUUCCAGAAAGACAUUUGAUGUUUGUGUUUUAUUUCUUUCAAAAUAUGCCUUGUGGUAUGUAUGUUGACAUGUAAGUGCUUAAAGAAGAGAUUUUUGAAGUGUGGGAAUAAGUAUUUGGAAGCAAACUUUAAUCUGAUGUUCUAUGUAAAAGACUUCAAAAAGUCAUACAGUUGCACAAGUAGUUUAUGCACUAUUUACCCAAGGGAAAAAAAAGGAAAACAUUGUGCCAAACUACAAACAAGUGACUGUAUUGUAUAUAUUUUUACUUCUAUAUCAACAUUUGUUUGUAUUUGGGGAGCUUGUCCCUCUUGAUUUACUAGAAACAUUCCAGUGAUUCUUGCUAUUAACCACCCCCACUUAUGUGGAUAGCACCUAUAGAUCACAGUGGAAAAAAUGUUGUGUUACACAAUUUACCAAAACCUAAAGGAUACUGUUUGAAAUGUGCCAAAUUUUCUUACCUCAUCUCACAGAUUCACCCCACAGUUUAAAUCUCAUUAAUGAAUUUAAAUAUAUAUAUAUAUAUAUGUGUGUGUGUGUGUGUGUGUGUGUGUGUGUAUACACACACACACACACACACACACAUAUAUAUAUGCACAUACAUUAUUUUGAAAUUUUAAACUCUACUGUCCUGUGUGGAAACAUGAGCAAUUAAAUAAGGCACAAUAAAGUUUUGUUUGUUCCAUCGUCUAAUGGUUAAAUUGUUGGAAAAGUCUGGAAGUCAUAACAGCUAAGUCCAUCAGGGACCUAAUAUAUGCAUUUACAGAACCUUUUACAAGGAAACAAAACAGCUGCUUUAAAGUUUGUUUUCUAAAAGCAAAAUCUGUAGCUGAAAAUUAUUUAAAGUGCAAAGUUAUAUUGCUGAUACUUUAUAUCUCAGUUUUAUAUAUUUUAUAAUAGUCUGGGAUAAAUUAUAAAAUAGCUAUAAAAUCAACACUAAUGAUAAAUGAAGUACAUAGAUUGCUUUUAUUUAAGUACUUUCAUAAAUGUUCAUAAAUGUGCACUCAUAUCAAGGCUUUAGUGUUCUUUAAGUGUUUAAUCUUGCAAUGCCAAUGUCAUUUAAAGAAAAUGUUAAGGCAUCUCAGUUCAACUCCUAUGAGUUACGUACAUAUAUUAGAUAAGCUGAGCAAUUUGUGGUAACAACUAAUCAGGGCCAUAUAUACUGAGUCUGAGGGGGACUAGUAUUUGAUGCCAAACACUAAACUUAAAUUUCAAUUUUUUAUAUAAAUUUUUGAAAUCACGUUUUUAUUUAGCCCUUCCCCCUUUUGUCUUUAAUUUCACAGCCCCAACAUCCCUCACGACUAGCUUUUUCUUCCCCUUUAUUCACCACUUGACUUCUAACAUUUGAUCUAUUUUCCUUGCACAGUUGAAGGCCUAUGUGUCUGAUGACUGAUGCAUUAUGGCACAGAUGAGAUAAUGGAUGUAAAAGCGCUUUGUAGAUCGUAAAGUGCUAUACAGAUAUAGGGGAUUAAUAUUAUUAAUGUUGUUGGUUGUUGUUGUUGUUACUCUUACUAUUCUUACUAAUACUGUUACUAACCUAUUAACUUGUGAAUAUAUAGGCUGUGGGUGGGAGGGUGGAGAAUAAGUGGGUGGGGAAAGGGAGAUUUAAAAAAAAAAACAAAGGAAGAUGUUUCAAAAGGAAACAUUUAAGCAAAAUAUAAACCUACCUAGUCAUUGCCACCUAAAUAUAUUCACAAACAGAGAAGCAACAUUUGAAAGUAGUCAGAGAGAAAUGGAAGGAAGCCUGUCACAUAUAUAAGUAUACACACUUCCCAGUCCUUGAUUCCUUUCACCAGCCUGCUCUGCUACUUAUAGCUAGGUAGUAAAAUGAACAAGCCUGUGUUCUUGAUCGUGUGAUUGUGUGUGUCUAUGGGGAUGAGUGGGUGAGGAGCAUUUUGUGAGGCUGCUUCAGGCCUGUUCCUAGGUUUUGAUGCUCUGUGUGCAGUGAGUCUUAGACAAUUACUUAGUGGAAAGGCACCAGAUGAAACAUGUCUCCUACUCUACAGCUGCCAUCCAGAAGGGAAAAUAAUCAAACUGGAACACUUUCUUCUAUUUCUCCACUCUGAUAGCUAGCUGUUUAUACUUAAUGCUAUGGCUGGUUCUUAGGAACUAGUUUUUGUUUUGUUUUUGUUUUUGUUUUUGUUUGUUCUGCUUUGCCGCUAAAUUUUGGUUUGGAAUCUCUAUCUGUAUUAUGAUCCCCAAGACUCCAGACCUCAAAAUCACUUACAGGAAUGGAGUGCUCUCUAUGUAACCAAAAGGUGGCAAUUAAAGAAGAAAUAAAUAAAAUGUUCCAUGGGUACAAUGUGUUUAUAAAAUAAAUAUGGGAACAGUUGUCCCAGUUUUUCUCAGUAUCAGUUCAGCUUUGGAAAAUGGGGUAGGGGUGGGAUAGAAGGACAGCCUGAAAUUUUGGAAAGAGUUUCCUUGUCAUAACUUGCUAUUAUGAGUCCUUUGGAAUGGAUACUCUUUUAGUUGCUCCUAUGGAGCCCAUUAGGGGCCAAUUCUAGGGCAUGGUUCUUCCCUUUCUCCGAAGAGAAUUGACAUUUUAAAGUACCGUUUUUACUGACUGAAGAGAACUGACAUUUUAAAGUACCAUUUUUAAUGGCCUACAGUGCAUUAUAUGUUUUUAACACAUAUAUUAGUGACUCGUAAUCAAUCAUUUUGUACUAACACAUAACAAGAAACUCAGUUUUAUUAAUGAGCAAUAGGACAAAGCAGAAGAUGCUUAUUCUCUUAAUUUCACUUAAUAUCCUCUCAGUACAUUAUGUGCUGAGCUCUUCAGUUUUUAUGGCUUUUUUGGUCCUGUCACUGCUCACAAUUUUUUUUUUCUUCCUGUCACAACAUAGUAGGCCUGAAUUUUGGAGAUCCCUUAUUCGACCAUCUGCCUUAGUGGAGUGAGGACCACUGAUACAAAAAUAGUGUCUUGCCCUGUCACUGAUAAUUCAAGUCAGAUGUAUGAAAUUUUCCUUGGUCUGAAAUUCCUGAUUGUCACUUCCUUCUAGACUCUCCUCUCUGAUUCUUAUUACUGCCUCCUCAACAUAAUCCCAUUUAAUCUUUAUUUUCCUGGAAAUGGUAUUCUCCAUUAUUCUUUCUAUCUAAUUUCAGUCCUUGGUCUUAGAAUUUUUCUUAUUUUAUAAUCUUAUAUUCCACCUACCGAAAGUGUCAGAGUUUAAGAACCUUAGCCAGGCUACUUCUGGAAUUUCAGAGGGCAAUCUUCUCAAUCUUAAUACCUUUAAUUGUCUUGACCACUUUCAAAUCUAAUUUUAAAUACACACACACACACACACACACACACACACACAGAAUUAUAUCACAUGACUGAGGAAAGUUGGAAACGCCUUUUCCUUGAAGGUAAAAAUCUCUCUGAUCCCCUUUCAGUCCUGGUUAGGUGCUAGACUAUGUGGAGCAGGGUGCUGAAACAGUAGCCUUGACCAAGAUUCUUCGAGACUUUGGGGGUUAUGUUUGGGCUGUGAUAACUUGCUUAAACCAGUGGCCUCUCCAGCGUCUCAUAUACCAGCUUCCUCACAUAUGCUGCUUCCUCUCAGCUUUCUCUUCUGACUUCUUGUUAUUCUGUGCAAUUAUGUGUUAAGGCCUUACCUUAUCCUAAAUCUUUUCAAACCUCCUGCACUACCUUGAUCAUCACUUCUUUAGCCAUCUCCCUGAAGUCUUUGGUGCUAGGUGGGCUUUUGUGACAACUUUCACCUUCUCUGACCUUUUUCCUUGCUGAGAAGCAUCUGUAUGUGUGCAGGGGGGAGGGAGGGGAAGGGAGGGGAUUAAGCAUGUGUGUAAGAGAGAGAAGCAUAAAGGAUGCUUCAAAAGCUGUAAACAGCUCUGGAUAGCACCCUAUGUCCUGUUAUGUGAGGUUUUGCAGUUCUAGUGAAUUUCUGUUUUACUGGGUCCUAAUGAGCAUUUACUCCCUAAAGGAGAAAGACCACAUCCAAGGACCUCUUAACCAAGCUUGCUCUUACCAAGCUGAGUCAGUCUGAUGCAGAUCUGCCAUAUAUUCAAUUUACAGAUGCUCUCAGAACAGUUCCAAGAAUUGAAGAGAGCUGAGUUUCUUCCCCAAAGAGGAGAAUGGAGCACUAGCUAGUCCUAACUAGUGCUAUAACUGUGUUUGUUUUCUCCUGGAUUUUUAAGAAGUUACCUAAUUACAGGUGAUUUUUUUUUAUUUAGGAUUUUUCAAUGAUUGCUUAUUAUAGGAAUAUGUCCUUUUUAUGAAAUAAAACUAAUAUGAGAUUUACUUUCUAAUCAUAAAAUUCACGAAGCCAACCAUUAUGUUUAAAAACACUUUACUAAAACACUUUAGUAACUAGGGAUAAAUAAGUAUCUUGUCAACACAAUGUAGGCCAGGAAUUUUUGUAAGUUUCUCAAGGACCCAAAUAAAGAAGAAACAAUUUUAGCUGGACUGUUUAACUUGGGAAACACUGUCAUCAACUUGAAGGUCCUCAGCCAGCAUGGGAUUAUUUUGAUGGCAGUACACAGGCUACCCUGUAAGGUACAUUUUACUCAGAGCAUUAAACAGUAGCUACAUUCAUGAAACAGAGUUCCCAUUGCAGCUAUGUGAUACUUGAGAUGUACUCUUGGUUUCAGAAUCAUAACUAAGAGAUGAAACAUUGGAGAAGGACAAUGUAAAAGAAAGAGGCUUAGUACAAAGCUUACGGUGUGAAUGAGGCUUUAAAAAUCAGUAUCUAGGUAAAUAAAAAAGAAACACUCAACAUAAAAUGGAAAGAAUGUCUAUCCAUCUGUCAGGCUCAGUGGUUUCUGAGUGUUCGACAUCCCCUUCAAAAGGAAGAAAGAUGUUUAAAUCAUUCUGCCUCUUUCAGAGAAACCUGGUUUUAUAGUACAAAAGGAAAGGCUUAGAAUGAAAACUGGAAGAGGCCUUUUGUUUUUUACUCCCAGUGAGGAGGGUAGAAAGCUUAAAAUGCUCUACUGGGAUACCUGUAGCACUGACUAGAGUUUGCUGCCUACAGAGUUUUGAAUGUACUAGUCCUUAAUUUAAUUUCCAUAAAACUGAAUGCACCUCUUUAGUAAAUUACUGAUUUAUGGUGCUAAAGAAACUAUUGUCUCCAUUUUCUCCUCUCCCAAGCCCUUUAAACAUUUAAGAAAAUUUAAAAUAAACAUGUUAGAGGCCCUUUUUAUGAAUGUAACCUAAGUUUUUGUUUGACAUAUGACACUGCAACUUUAAAAUGUUAGGAAAUUGUUUGCCUUUUUUUCUUUCAGAGUUAAGCUUUAUAAAUAAUCUGUAGAGUCAAUUGAGGUAUAAAGCUUAAGGAUCACUCUUAAGACGCCUACAAAAUCUUGUAUAUUUUUAAGUGUGCCAAUUUGUAACAUAUUUUGUAAGUGUAUAUUUUUCUUAGAAAAGUGCUGUGAAGUGUCUGUAUGUGAGAGUUUUCCUUUUUCUGCACCACUGGGUGCUAAUAAAAGGAUAUUUACUUCAAAGUUUCUGGUUUUAGAAACCAUAAUACAAAGAAAAAAUACACUUUUGUUGGGAAUUUUGUAACACAAAACAUGUUGUGAAAGAGUGUAGUGAUCUUGUGCAAAUGAAAAUGAACAUUUGUGAGCUUCUUGCUGUUUUAUAGAUUUUCUUGUAAAUUAUUCUUGUAACACCUCUGGUUUUGUUGUUCUUGUUGAAAAGGUUUUAAAUAUUUGUGACUGAGUGUAUGGUGAAACUGUCAUAAUGUACCUAGCUGAGUUUUGUUAUUGUUUAUGGAAUAAAUAAAAAGAAAAGUUUAAAAAAUA